Periconia digitata is the source of this 2231-nucleotide messenger RNA. The record is from the annotation of a GenBank genome assembly. Lineage: Eukaryota; Fungi; Ascomycota; Dothideomycetes; Pleosporales; Periconiaceae.
UCCCUGCUCCGUCCCCACGAUCACUCGACACCAAGCUUCCUCGUAGCUUCCCCCAUUGUCCUCCUUCCCCACAAUAUAUACAUCUCGUAGCUGCCAUCGCCAUGUUCGGCUCGUCGGAUCCUCUGAGAGAAGCCGUGGAGGCUUUUGUUGCCUUCCCACCCAAGGGCAAGCCAUACAGUGUACCACUCCCAGGGUCUGAAGUCGAGGGCCGAUCACCUGUAUACCGCCAUUGGAAUUAUACAAACAAGCCUUUGUUGGAAACUCUGGUUCCUACACUCAGAACAGUACACGAUGGGUUCGAACAUGCCGCUGCCACAUACCCAAAGUCGAGAUGCGUAGGUCAUCGCCCUUAUGAUCCCGCCACGAAGACAUACGGUGCAUAUGUAUGGGCGGAUUACCAGACAGUCUACACGCGGAGGACGAAUCUUGGUGCUGGCCUGGUGCAUCUCCACAAGCAAGCGGGUGUAACAGAACAGAGCUAUGGAAUUGGUCUGUGGUGUCAAAACAGGCCUGAGUGGCAGAUUACAGAUUUGGCCGCCAUGUCGCAACGCUUGUUCACCGUCUCCAUCUACGACACUCUCGGCCCUGAGUCCACCGAGUACAUCAUCAACCACUCUGAGCUCACGUGUGUGGUUACGUCCUUGAACCAUGUGACUGCUCUCCUCAAGCUCAAGCCGCGGUUGCCCACCCUCAAAAUCAUCGUUGUAAUGGACCCAAUCUCCUCUGGCGAGCUUCCAGGAGAAUCCAAAGCGGACCUAUUGAACUCAUUGGCAUCUGAAGUGGGUGUUGCCAUCUAUUCCAUCGCAGAUGUAGAAGCUCUAGGCGAAAAGAGCCCACUUCCUCUCAACCCACCCUCUGCAGACGACGUUGUCACCGUCAACUAUACCUCUGGGACAACGGGCAACCCCAAAGGUGUAGUGCUCACCCAUCGAGCUGCUUGGGCUGCAUCAUGCGUGUCUAUGGUCAUGUUCAACAGCUCUUCGUCCACAGUUCUUUGCUCUUUCCUACCUUUGGCCCACAUCUUCCAGCGAUUGGGAGAGAACACCGCAUUUUCUUCCGGCUCUUCUAUUGGUUAUUUCCAUGGUGAUAUCACUCAACUUGUGGACGAUCUGAAAUUGGUUCGACCCACACAGUUUUCGGGUGUCCCUCGACUAUACAACCGUUUUGGCGGCGCCAUCAAAGCUGCAACCACCGAACAGGCCGGCUUCAAGGGCACUCUGUCACGUCACAUCAUAUCUACUAAGCUUGCCAAUAUGAGCGACAAACAGAAUCCCACUAACAAGCACGCUCUCUACGACCGUAUCUGGUCCAAGAAAGUGGCUGCGGGCAUUGGUCUGGACCGCGCCACCCACAUGGUCAGCGGCUCUGCCCCCAUCGAUCCUUCUUUACACCAAUUUCUUCGCGUUGUUUUCGCCAAUGAGUUUGUGCAGGGCUGGGGUAUGACGGAGACAUAUGCCAUGGGCACUGUCCAGGCAACGAAAGAGGAUUAUUCCACAGGCACAUGCGGUGGUUUGACACCGUCCACCGAGGCCUGUCUUCUCGAUGUGCCUGAUAUGGAAUACUACUCUACCGACAAGCCUUUCCCCCGCGGAGAAUUGCUUGUUCGGAGCAGCACACUUUUCAGGGAAUAUCUCAAGAAUCCGGAAGAGACAAGCAAGGCUCUUGAUGCGGAGGGAUGGCUACACACGGGCGAUAUUGCCACGUUUGAUGGGAUGGGUCGUGUGAAGAUUAUUGAUCGCAGGAAAAACGUCCUUAAGCUUGCUCAAGGCGAGUACAUCUCGCCCGAGCGCAUCGAGAAUGUUUACUUGGCGAAUUGUCCAUGGAUCGCCACUGCCUACGUUCACGGCGACAGCCACCAAUCCUUCCUGGUCGGCAUUUUCGGCGUCGCGCUUGAUAUGUUCCCAGCAUUCGCGAGCAAAGUACUCGGAGAGAAGAUUGAAGUUGGUGAUGUGGAGAAGCUCAAGGCUGCCAUCACGAACAAGAAGGUGGAACAGGCGGUUCUUAAGGAAUUCGAUCGUGUGGCGAAAAAGAACAAGUUCAACAGUUAUGAGAAGGUCAAGGCCGUACGACUUUUUAUCGACCCGUUCACCAUCGACAACGAGUUGCUAACGCCAACACUGAAAUUGAAGAGACCUCAAACCGCGAAAAAGUUCAGACAGCACUUGGACGACUGUUACGAGGAGGCCCUUGCUGCAGAAGCAAGUGGCAAGAACAGCAAGGCGAAGUUGUAA